Molecule: messenger RNA, 1443 nt
Organism: Cylindrotheca closterium
Lineage: Eukaryota; Bacillariophyta; Bacillariophyceae; Bacillariales; Bacillariaceae
Source: the annotation of a GenBank genome assembly
AUGAGAAUGAUAGGAUCGUCAAGGCUUCCGCUUCUCUCCAUUCUUCUGCUAUCAAUAUUUCAACCAUCAGUUCACAGUUUGUUGUCCACGAAAAGUUGUCAGAAUGGAAAUGGACAUAGGAUACGGCUUCUUACCACAUCAGGAGCAUACAGCAGUCAUCCAAGAAAAAAUCCCAGUGAGGAGGAUCAAGGUUUGCUUUUGGCCAAACGACCUUCAACUGCUGGUGCUGGUGUUGAUGCUAAUUCUUCAGAAGAUCCAUUCAGCGCAUCCGGUGGUCGAUCCCUCGUCACGACUGUCAAGGGAGGAUUGGCAAAUAUAUUUGAAUUUGCUGAGGAACAAAAAGCGAGGAACAAACGACGACAAGAACUCCGACGAGCCCAGCGACAAAAAGCCAAUUUAAAGCAAGGGGGUGGUAAAGAACAGCCCCGAUGGCAUCCUUACUCUGGAAUCAACUCUUCCAAUCCCAAUUUUCGAACAGCCGCCCCGGUCAUGACCAAUGCUGGCUUUGCCAAGAGCAUUUGGCGGAACGCCCGCAAACGCAACAAACCGGUAUUGUGGGAAAAUUCUCUCCGGACCUAUGAUCGCAUGGCCAUUCUAGAACAAAAGACGGAACUGAAAAUCAAACGCACCAAUCUACAUCACGAGGGCGCCAUGUUGGCCUGUGCCAAAUUGGGAUGGUGGCAAAAAUGUUUGGAGAUUUAUCAUUUUGUCAACGAACAGGACUCUUCCACCAUUCUUCCGCCGACGGCAUCAUCUAGACUGGCUCCUUCCAAUUUAGAAUCAUCUGCUGCCAGCUCCAAGAUUGUCCGUCGGGUAUACGUCACGGACAAUAUGAUACAAUCGCUCGUUCGAGCCUGCUCGAGGGCCUCCAGUCAACGCGGCAAGGGUGGUAGUAGUAGCAGCAAGCAACAACAGCAACAGCAGCAGCAGCAGGCCAAUUCACAAACAACAACGACGAGCAACGCUGAUGAACAGGAGUCAUUGGAAGAACAGGAAGUUGCUCUUCGUCGAAUUCCUCUGGAUACUGCCCUGGAAAUUGUUCGUACCAUGGAUGAAAACCAUGGAGUCAAACCGGGUGCCAUUCAUGUGAAUCCCUUAGCGGCUGCCUAUCAAUCCUUGGGGUAUACGGAAGAAGCGAGGGACAUUUUGCAAACUAUGCUCUCGAACCGAACGGCGGGAGAAGAACCGGAGGAAGGUGUGGAUAUUCUUAAUGUGCACGAUUUGUGUGCCAAGGACAAGGGCAGUUACAGUCUGUUGGUCCAAGGAGCGGUUGGAUCCGGAGAUUGGGGGGCGGCAGUGGAAGCACUCUGUGACAUGACCAAGUCGGGACUCUAUCCAAACCCUCGGCACUGUAACUCUUGGAAUGAGAUCGCCGAACGACAUCGAGGACGAAGUUCGAAAAAGAAGAUACGAGAGGAAUUUUGGACAAACAGUGUCAUAUAA